Messenger RNA from Colletotrichum chrysophilum, 1692 nucleotides. RefSeq lists its product as uncharacterized. NCBI's taxonomy places the organism in Eukaryota, Fungi, Ascomycota, Sordariomycetes, Glomerellales, Glomerellaceae. Bases 1 to 1692 code for a protein of 563 amino acids. Gene Ontology annotation, molecular function: oxidoreductase activity; copper ion binding. The transcript is spliced from 4 exons. The record is from RefSeq and is a predicted model, not a curated record.
AUGGCCCUUUUCGAAGGGUCGUCAGCGAAGGACUGGCUGAGUCCCGAGUACAGGUUCUUUUACCAGUUCCCGUUGCCCAUCCCGCCGGUGAAGCAGCCCAAGAUGUCAAUCACCAACCCGGUCACCAACAAGCAGAUUGACUACUAUGAGGUCGACAUUGUGCCCUUCAAGCAGCAGGUCUACCCGAACAAGGGACCGGCUUCGCUCGUUGGCUAUGAUGGACUUUCACCCGGCCCCACGUUCCUUGUCCCCAGAGGUCGCGAGACGGUCGUGAGAUUCACCAACAAAGCCACACUGCCAAGCGCCGUCCAUUUGCAUGGAUCCCCUUCGAGGGCACCUUGGGACGGAUGGGCUGAGGACAGGAUCCAGCCGGGAGAGUACAAGGACUACUAUUACCCCAAUAGCCAAAGUGCCCGCUUCCUGUGGUACCACGACCACGCCAUGGACAUCACUGCAGUCAACGCCUACUUUGGCCAGGCCGGCGCGUACAUCGUCCAAGACCCCGCCGAGGACGCGCUUGGCCUCCCAACGGGCUACGGCGUCAACGACAUCCCCCUCGUCCUGUCCUCAAAGCAGUACAAUGCCGACGGCUCCCUCUUCUCACCCGCCGGCGAGACCGACAGCCUCUGGGGCGACGUGAUCCAUGUCAACGGCCAGCCGUGGCCCUUCUUCAAGGUCGAGCCGCGCAAGUACCGUCUGCGCUUCCUCAACGCCGCCGUCUCGCGCUCCUUCAUCCUCUACUUCAGACGCCAGACCGGCGGUGCCAACAUUUCGUUUCAAGUUAUUGCAUCUGACGCCGGACUGCUCACUGGCCCGAUCACCACAAGCACCCUCACCAUGUCCAUGGCGGAACGGUGGGAAGUCGUCGUCGACUUUUCCGGAUACGCGGGGCAGAACAUCUCGCUGCUGAACCAGAAAGACGUCGGCAAGGACACAGACUACGGCUUCACGGACCAAGUGAUGCGCUUCAUCGUGGGCAAGUCCGCCGCCGCCGCAGACACCUCCCUCGUUCCCGCCAGACUCCGCGACGUGCCCUUCCCGCCGCGACAGGGCGACGGCGUCGACCGGCGCUUCAAGUUCCACAGGUCCAACGGCGAGUGGCAGAUCAACGGCGUCGGCUUCAGCGACGUGGCGAAUCGCGUGCUGGCCCGCGUCCCGCGCGGCACCGUCGAGAUCUGGGAGUUCGAGAACGGCGGCGGCGGUUGGACGCACCCGGUCCACGUGCACCUCGUCGACUUCCGCAUCCUCAGCCGCACGAAGGCGAAGCGCCCUGUGCUCGCGUACGAGGCUGCUGGGCUGAAGGACGUGGUGUGGCUGGAUGCCGGGGAGGUCGUCCGCGUGGAGGCGCACUAUGCGCCGUGGGACGGGGUGUACAUGUUCCACUGCCACAAUCUUAUCCACGAGGACCACGAGAUGAUGGCCGCGUUUAAUGUGACAGCGCUGGGGGACUUGGGGUAUACUGAGACGUCGUUCGCGGACCCGAUGGAGGCGAGGUGGAGGGCGGUGCCGGUCUCGGCGGCGGCGUUCCAGGCGGACGCAGUUGUGCAGAAGGUGCAGGCGAUGGCGGCGCUGCAGCCGUAUAAUAAUGAGGCGGAGGUGCUGCAGAGGCUGGAUCAAUAUUGGGCUGCCCGCGGUGGUGUGAAGAUGAGGCGCGGAAAGAGGAUGGAGCAGGUUGAUGAGAUUGAGGGGUGA